CAUCGCAGUCGCAGACACCCACUUCACCCCCACCACCGCCACCGAUACUUUCAAUCGUGUACAAACCAUCUGGCGAGUCGUCCGCAGCUGCUCGGUCCAACAUGGCGAAGUGUAGUGAACUGAAGCUCUUCCUGGAGUCCUCUCUGAAUGAGAUAUUUAAGGCCACAGUGAGCGACAUCCUGGACUCGGUGGACCGGACCCUGUCCGAGUACCAGGGCACAAUCCAGAGGAUCGAGUCCGAAAACGAGGGCCUAAAGCAGCUGCUGUUUGCACAGAAGAGCCCCGAGUCUGCUGCAGGAGAUAUUUGUGAACAAGAUGGCACAGAAAAUCGUUCGACUUCAGAAUUGAACAGCUGUCCCAUCAUCUCCACUCAGGGCAGAUUCACGAUGUCCAUAUGCAGCAGUGACAAGAAGAGCUUCAGGAGAAGGCAAAAAGACAAGAUGAGGGAACGGGUAUCCUCCUCAUCUUUACUGCAGACUGAUCAAACGGUAGAACGGCCAUGUGCGGACACAGGAAUGUUAUGCGUGUCCACCCAAGUCUUGAUAUCUGUAAAAGCAGAGCCAGAGCUGGAUGGAAGCGGUGCCAUUGACCUCUCCCAGCCUGUAUCCCUUCCCAAUCUGACAAUGAGGCCAGUAAAAAAUGAGAGCACUGAGGUCAGUGUUCUCAGUCAUGGUGCAUAUGAACCUCUGCCGCCAUCUACAGGCGUCAAAGAAGAACCCAGAGGCAGCGACGAUGAAAUUCAAGUCACCGUUGUUUCUGACACUUGCAUACCGGAUAGACAGUUCGUUAAGACGGAGGAAGAGGAGCAGGAUGGGGUGUCGCAGUACGGUAACAAUGACUCUCAGCAAGAGUCAAAGCAUGCGUUGAGAUGUUGCCCUGAAUCGGAAGCGGACCCCGAGGCAGCAAGCAUCCAGGUCGUGGUGCCAGAAGUAGUGGUGCGUGAGGGAAAUGCUGCUGUUCCCGCAGAUCCGUCUUUGGGGAUUCGUGACAACUUCUUGCGCUGCCCCACCUGUCCCAAAACAUUUAGUCGGGCGGCCUCGCUCAACGUCCACAUCAAGACGCACAGCGGGGAAAAGGCCCACGGCUGCAGCCACUGCGGCAAGCGCUUCGGCCGGGCCGAUCUCCUCAAGUCCCACAAGCGCACCCACACAGGAGAGCGACCCUACGUUUGCAACCUCUGCGCUAAAACGUACGCCCAUCCCAGCCAGCUCAGGAUACACAAACGCGUCCACACCGGAGAGAAGCCGUACUGCUGCUCGCACUGCGGGAAGCGCUUCAAUGAGCACAACCAGCUCAAAGUUCACCUGCGGACGCACACGGGGGAGAGGCCGUACAGCUGCCAGGAGUGUAGCAAGACCUUCAGCAACGCGAGCAACCUGCGAAUACACGAGAGGAUCCACACCGGGGAGAAGCCCUACUGCUGCGCUCAGUGCGGGAAGAGGUUCAACGGCUUGGGUGACCUCAAAACACACUACCGGAUCCACACGGGAGAGAGGCCCUACAGCUGCGAGCUCUGCCAGAAGACCUUCAGCCAGACGGGCCACCUCACCAUCCACAUGCGGAUGCACACGGGAGAGAGGCCGUACAGCUGCGCCGAGUGCGGCAAGAAGUUCACGGUGGCCAGCAGCCUCAAGCUGCACCAGAGGACUCACACGGGGGAGAAGGAGUACAGCUGCUCGUACUGCAGCAAGAGCUUCAGCAGGUCGGGUCACCUGAAGAGACACGAGCUGGUCCACACCAAAGAGAGGUUCUACCUCUGCAGCCAGUGUGGGAAGCCCUACACCGACCAGUCCUCCCUGAAGAAGCACCUGAAGACACACGCGGCCAAGAAGGCUCACAGCGACGGGAGCACCAGCGAGGCCGAAACGAGCCGCCCGUCGGCCUCGGAGACUCUUUCGGACACCGAUGGAAGUUAGAGCCGAGUUCUAAGGAGAUGAGCGAUUCACAAGCUCAGUGAGUGCGUUGUGUGAUUUUACAAAAUCAUCUUAAUUCAAGGUCGAUUUCCUCGCCUUUUCAGAUGCGCGUCUCACAGCCGACAUCAGCGCGGUAUUGUCAACUGUCGUGUAUUUUGGUGUCUAAUAAGCAUUCAAGCGCUUUGAUCUGUUACUCAAACGUUCUUUAAUGCAGAGCGGCUGUUGGGUGCAGGGCUUGAACCGUCCAGGAAAAGCUGUUCAGAUUAUUCUAUUGUGCUGCUGUUGCAGAGGAAUAUUGUGCUGUCAAGCUCAAACCUGUGUGUUUGUGGUCCCGGGCGAUACACUGUUGUCUUAUCUUUGCUGUGAUAUAGGAGAUCCAAAUACUGAGCCAUCAGGUAGUCUCAACACUGUGUCCAGAGACAGAAGACAGGAACUAAAAGAACCGUCAUGUCACCAACAUGUUGGUAAUAUACGUCAUUCAGAGCGAUGACGAUGAGUCAUUGAACCGCACUGCUGACACGAGACACUGAAUCCCAGGUCCAGGUUUUUAUUGUGGUCCUGACCUUUGAAAAACCCUGUUGAGAAAAUGAAAUUUGUCAACAGUCCUGCCUCUUUGUAAAAAUACAAUUACAAUAUAAUUGUUUUAGAACUAAAAUGUUAUGCUGCUUCUACACCAAUGUAUACAUGUUGUAGUAGCCAGAGGGUUAGAAACGGUUUCUAAAGGACGAUUAGAAAUUAUUAAUAAAUUGUUGUAUAUAGCUUUAACUAUUAUAGUCAGCAGUCUGAGCCGCUGAGCUGACAUGAAUGUAUUUAUAUAAUAGUUUUACUGAAGUUAAUGUUACUUCAAAUGUUCUGUUUUGAUUGAGCAGCUUUCGAUAUUAAAUUCAUAAUUGUUUUGUAAGCCAUGUUGAUAUCAAAGAACGUCUGAGGAUUUGUUUUAGGUUGUCCACCGUCCAGGAAACGCAUCUCUAAUGGAGAAUUAUCUGCAACCGACACACAGAAGUAUAAUGUUAUUUUUAUGAUGAGGCAACUGUUUGUUGUGCAACUCGUUGAUAUACCUGCACAGCAAUGUAAAUUGAAUGUAUACUAUCUGUAACUAAAUUAAAGAGAAAAGUUAACCAACUGA
Pseudoliparis swirei is the source of this 3039-nucleotide messenger RNA. RefSeq names its product zinc finger protein 436. Gene Ontology annotation, molecular function: DNA-binding transcription factor activity, RNA polymerase II-specific; RNA polymerase II cis-regulatory region sequence-specific DNA binding. NCBI's taxonomy places the organism in Eukaryota, Metazoa, Chordata, Actinopteri, Perciformes, Liparidae. The transcript is spliced from 2 exons. The record is from RefSeq and is a predicted model, not a curated record. Bases 102 to 1916 code for a protein of 604 amino acids. Gene Ontology annotation, cellular component: nucleus. Gene Ontology annotation, biological process: regulation of transcription by RNA polymerase II.